Molecule: messenger RNA, 1792 nt
Organism: Bombina bombina (fire-bellied toad)
Lineage: Eukaryota; Metazoa; Chordata; Amphibia; Anura; Bombinatoridae
Gene: TRMT2B
Product: tRNA methyltransferase 2 homolog B
Exons: 13
Coding region: 247-1656 (469 amino acids)
Biological process (GO): RNA processing
Molecular function (GO): tRNA (uracil(54)-C5)-methyltransferase activity, S-adenosyl methionine-dependent
Source: RefSeq, a predicted model, not a curated record
UACUUGUCUGAAAUAAAUACACAAUAGUAGAUAAAACAUAGCUAUAUUUAGGACAAAAGGAACAGUACUAGAGACUAGGGUUGCCACCUUCAAUACAGAAAAAUAAGGGACGCCUGCCGCAGCGGGGGCCACACCCCUUAUGGCCACAAUAACCACAGACCCAAUGACGGUCAUAUUCCACACAGCCAUUGGCUGCAUAUUCCAGUGACCUAUUAUAACUGUCCCUAAUUGAUCACAGCAGAGAAGAUGGCACUUCAUGGGAUGCUCCGGAGACUUUUGCCGCGUCCUGGUCGCAUCUCUUGGUGUAUGAAACGAGCAAUGUCACAGACUGGGCAGAGAGAAAGAUGUUUUCAAUAUCCAAAGAAGAAGAAACAAGGAGCUCUGAGCUCAGAUGCUUCCUGGGAGGAGAGACUAUCUGAUGUAGUUACUCCUUUAUGGAGGCUGGGAUAUGAAGAACAGCUGCAGUAUAAGAUGGGCGCCAUGCAGGAUGUACUCAGAGAACUGACCCAGCGUUUAAAGGAGCAUGGAGGAAAAAACUGUGAUCACAACGAUUUAGUUUGUCCCCUGCAUGAAAUUCUUCCGUCGCCAGAAAUUUAUGGAUAUCGUAACAAAACUUCCUUCUCUGUUAACUGUGGUCCAGAUGGAGACCCCAAGACUGUUGGACACUUUGUGGGAAAAAGCCGAGAGAGGAACAUUGUUUGUGUGCGAACAGACCAUCUUAUCAACAUUCCUGAGAAACACAAACUUGCAGCAAAGUGCUAUGAAGAUUUCCUGCACCUCUCUCCGCUGCAGCCCUGUAUACGUUAUCACGAUGGGGGUCACUGGCGUGAAAUCAUUGUGCGAACCAACAGCCAUGGGGAGACAAUGGCCAUAGUUAUAUUUCAUCCCCAGGAUUUUGGUCAGGAUGAGGUCUGUUUUCACAUGCAGUCUCUCAAAGAAUAUUUUACAAAAGGGGCUGGCUCUAUCUGUAAUCUGUCUUCUCUAUACUAUCAGCUGAACGAUACUAAAACGCACCAGCCCACUUCCCCAGUUCUCCUGUAUGGUAUCCCUCACCUUAUUGAGCAGAUUCUGGAUCUUCGACUCCGUGUGUCCCCUACAACUUUUCUCCAGGUGAAUACACCGGCAGCUGAGCGCCUAUACAGAACUCUUGGAAACAUGAAUCAAGACCAUGUUAGUCGCACCUUAUUUGAUGUAUGCUGUGGGACUGGUGUGAUUGGCUUAUCCCUGGCAGACAGAUAUCAGGAGGUAAUUGGGGUUGAGCUGGCAAAUGAGGCUGUUUCUGAUGCUGACUGGAAUGCGGCUUAUAAUGAGAUAAAAAACUGCCAGUUCAUAGCUGGAAGAGCUGAAAAACUCCUCCCUCAGCUUUUGGAGACAAGGCCUGAAUCAGAGCCGGUUGUGGCAGUGGUCAACCCCCCUCGUGCAGGACUUCACCCACGUGUGGUUCGGGCCCUCAGAAGAUGUGAGAGCCUCCGGACCCUUCUCUUUGUUACUUGCAAACUAAAUGGAGAGGCUGGAAGGAACUUGAUUGAGUUGUGCUGCCCCAGCUCCCCAGAGAAAAGGCUUCUGGGUGAAUCCUUUGUCCCACAAGAAGCAGUAGCAGUGGAUAUGUUUCCCCACACGGCUCACUGUGAGCUAGUCCUGCGUCUUACUAGAUGACAUCUUGGAUUAUGAUGAAAACACAAAAACCGCAAACUUCUACAAGAUACUGACCCCUGUCCUGCAAAUGUUUCAUAAAUUAAAAUAGACAUUUCCCCAUAUCUUAAUGAAUAUGUUCCGUAAAAUAAGAAAUUAA